GCUUCUACAAGUUUACAGCACUCAAGACUCAGAAUUUGAGUGGGGUUGUUGCUGCUGCUGCUGCUGUUUGCACGUGAAAUUGGAAGAUAUGGCACCUACCAAGAAGGGCGUUCUGGAGCGCUUGAAUGCAGGAGAGGUUGUGAUUGGGGACGGGGGGUUCGUGUUUGCCCUGGAGAAGAGAGGAUACGUCAAGGCUGGACCAUGGACCCCUGAGGCUAACUGCACCCAUCCAGAUGCUGUUCGCCAGCUCCACCGGGAGUUCCUGAGAGCUGGGGCAAAUGUCAUGCAGACAUUCACAUUUUACGCCAGCGAUGAUAAACUGGUUAAUAGAGGCUGGAAGGUGUCUCUCACUGGCCAACAGAUCAACGAGGCCGCCUGUGACCUCGCCAGAGAGGUGGCCAGUGAGGGAGAUGCACUGGUUGCUGGUGGCAUCUGCCAGACUCCUUCCUACUUGAGCUGCAAGAGCGAGACUGAAGUGAAGGCCAUCUUUAAGAAACAAGUCGAUGUCUUCAUAAAGAAGAACGUGGACUUCCUCAUUGCAGAGUACUUUGAGCACGUGGAGGAAGCUGAGUGGGCAGUCCAAGUCCUGAAGACCACUGGGAAGGCAGUGGCUGCUUGCAUGUGCAUCGGACCAGAGGGAGACCUGAACGGUGUCAGCCCUGGUGACUGUGCUGUCAGGCUGGUGAAAGCAGGUGCUCAGAUUGUGGGCGUCAACUGCCACUUUGAUCCCAUGACUUGCGUGGAGGCUGUCAGGCUCAUGAAAGAGGGGGUAGAGCGUGCAGGACUGAAGGCCCACUACAUGGUCCAGCCCCUAGCCUACCACACUCCAGACUGCAACCGUCAGGGCUUCAUCGACCUCCCAGAGUUCCCCUUUGCACUGGAACCCAGAAUCCUCACCAGGUGGGACAUGCAGAAGUAUGCCAGGGAGGCGUACAGAGUAGGAAUCCGUUACAUCGGAGGCUGCUGCGGGUUUGAGGCCUAUCACAUCCGCGCUUUGGCAGAAGAGCUGGCCCCAGAGAGAGGCUUCCUGCCCAAAGCGUCCGAGAAGCAUGACCUGUGGGGCAAAGGUCUGGAAAUGCACACCAAGCCAUGGGUCAGGGCCAGGUCCCGGAAAGACUACUGGGAGGGCCUGAGGCCAUCCUCUGGACGCCCCGACUGUGCCACUAUGUCACAUCCUGAGGGCUGGGGGGUGACUAAGGGCCAUGCCGAUCUCCUCCAGCACGCAGAGGCCACGUCCGCUCAGGAGAUCCAGCACCUGCUGGAGAUGCAAAGGAAAGCCAAGAGUAGCGCCUAAAACGCUGCGUCAUCCACCUUGACAAACAGCGACCAUUUAAGUAGCAGUGCCAGAAAGAACAGUGCGGGGAGAGAGGGAGUACGACAGAAGGGAGGAGGAGAGAGGGAGUAGGAGAGAAGGGAGGAGAAGAGAGGGAGUAGGAGAGAAGGGAGUAGGAGAGAAGGGAGGAGGAGAGAGGGAGUAGGAGGGAAGGGAGAAACUGCCAUUUCUUUCAAUUUCAUCAUGCAGCCCGUAUGCAUUGGCAACUACUGGACAUGCACUGAUGUGUUCACAUGAAUCUUAUGUGCUGUACAGUCCCCCAACCAAUAAACUGAGAUAUCUUACAUACA
Alosa alosa (allis shad) is the source of this 1623-nucleotide messenger RNA. RefSeq names its product betaine--homocysteine S-methyltransferase 1-like. The record is from RefSeq and is a predicted model, not a curated record. Gene Ontology annotation, molecular function: zinc ion binding; betaine-homocysteine S-methyltransferase activity. NCBI's taxonomy places the organism in Eukaryota, Metazoa, Chordata, Actinopteri, Clupeiformes, Clupeidae. The transcript has 8 exons. Bases 89 to 1294 code for a protein of 401 amino acids.